GGCUGCAUUCGGGCUCUGGUCGAUACCCGGCCCUGCGUCCCUCCUGGGAACAUUUCUUGGCCUUCGGCUCCGCGCACUGCGGGAGCAGCGGCUGCAACUACUUCCUGUGCAGGGAAUACCCUGUGAGGGUCGCAGGUAGCCCACCCUUGCCGCGGGCCUUUGGACUGGUCCCUAGCGCGCAGUGUUUGGAGUGGAAGAGGAAAGAGCCGGCCUAGCUAGCCUUCUGCUCCUCAAACACUUGGGAUCCCCGUUUUGAAUUUGAUAUUCGCUCAUUUGUUGUGUGUAAUGACACAAUAUCCUGAAACCAUGGAAGACUGUGUGCCCGCCGAAAGUCUGAGACAAGUUUAAGGAGAGAGAGAUCUUCCCUCUUCCACUCAGAGCAGAAAAUGAACAAAUCCCAGGAGCAAGUGUCAUUCAGGGAUGUUUGUGUGGAUUUCACCAAGGAGGAGUGGUUUCUGCUGGACCCUGCUCAGAAAGUGCUUUACAGAGAUGUGACCCUGGAGAACUAUAGCAACUUUGUCUCAGUAGGGUAUUGUGUUACUAAACCAGAUGUGAUCUUCAAAAUAGAGCAAGGAGAAGAGCCAUGGAUACAAGAAAAUGGAUUCCCAUGUCACCCAGAAAGGAAAUGGAAAGUGGAUGGCCUAUUGGAGAGCAUCCAGGAAGAUCAAGGUGACCAUUUGUGGCCGCUCAUGCUCACCAACAAGCUCAUGCAUGUAGACAGUGGCGGUAACCCAAGAAAAACCUCCACCCUAGAAAUGGACCCUGUUUCUUCAACAAGUUUUCUGCUCAAAAUAUGUGACUCAUGUGAAAUGAAUUUAAAGAAUAUUUCAGGUGUCAUUAUUAGUAAAAAGAACUAUUCCAGAAAGAAACUUGAUGAGUUUAAUAUAGGUGAGAAACCACUCCUUAAAAUUGGGCAUGAGAAAAUCCCCAUAGGAGCAAAGUCGUAUAAAUACAAUGAGAAAAGGGGUGGCCUCAGCCUUUGCCAGGGUCUCACACGGCCAGUUUCUGGUCAGCCUUUUGAGUGUCACGAAAACGGACAAGGCUUCGGUGAGGAAGUGGCACUGUGCCCGAGUCAGCUCUCUCAGCCAGGGCAGACGCUCUGUAAACACACUGACUGCGGAAGAACGUUCUUCGACAGUUUGAAGCUCAGUGUGUCGCAGAAAACUCACCUGCGUAUGGAGCCGCACGAAUGCAGCAUUUGUAGAAAGUCCCUUCAUGUGGAUUUGCAGUUUGGACAUGAGGGAGCUCUUCCCCGGAGCAGUCCUUGUGAGCGGAACACCUAUGACAAAAUCUUCUGCGAUGGCUCAGCUUUCAUUGUUCACCAGGGAGCUUACUCAAGACAGAGUGCCCAGGAGUAUAAAGUGAGAAACAAAGGGUGGGCAAAGUCAGCUCUCUUUAAACACCAGCUAGUCCAGAUGGGGGCGAAGCCCUAUCAGUACCAUGAAAACGGGAAACUUUUCAGCAAGAAAAUGCAUCCCACCCAGUCUCGAAGAGCUCACUUGGGAGAAAAAACCUUUGAAUGUGGUGAGUGUGGUAAAAUGUUUUGGGAGAAAUCAAACCUCACCCAGCACCAGAGAACACACACUGGAGAGAAACCAUACGAAUGUACCGAAUGUGGGAAAGCCUUUUGCCAAAAACCACACCUUACCAACCACCAGCGAACACAUACGGGAGAGAAACCCUACGAAUGUAAGCAAUGUGGGAAGACAUUCUGUGUCAAAUCAAACCUCACUGAACAUCAAAGAACACAUACAGGGGAGAAGCCCUAUGAAUGUAAUGCAUGUAGGAAAUCCUUCUGCCACAGGUCCGCCCUCACCGUUCAUCAGAGAACACAUACAGGAGAGAAACCGUUUAUAUGCGGCGAAUGUGGGAAGUCCUUUUGUGUGAAGUCAAACCUGAUUGUACAUCAAAGAACUCACACAGGGGAGAAGCCCUACAAAUGUAACGUGUGUGGGAAAACGUUCUGUGAAAAGUCAGCUCUCACUAAACACCAGAGAACUCACACGGGGGAGAAGCCCUACGAGUGUAACGUGUGUGGGAAGACCUUCAGUCAGAGGUCGGUGCUCACCAAGCAUCAGAGAAUUCACUCCAGGGUGAAGGCUCUUGCAGCCUCCUAGAUGGCCACCUUCCUUAUGCCUGUUAAGUUGGUUGUACGGUUUGAAAAGUGAGCUUAGAGCCUGCCAAAGAAUACCAGACUCCUAGAAAAUGCCAUUUUGUUGAAAUACAUGAAAGCUUUCAAGAAAAUACAAACUUUCAUUAGAAGAUUGUUUUAAAGGGAAAUCAUUCAUAUAAACAUAUGAUUAAAAAAUCUAUAAAGUUUAAAUUGUGUAAUGUCUUCCAAAUGCGUUUCAAAAUUGUAUUUUAAAUAUAAUGGGUAAUAUUAAUUUUACUUGUAUUCAUAGGAGAGUAUGAAACUUAAAGUGAGUGACAGUAGCAUUAAGCAUGUAUGUAAAGAACAUCUGAUGUUUAUAGACCUUGUGUGCAUAUGCUAAUGUAAUAUUUAUGUACUUUAGGAAGUGCUUGAUCUGUGUAUUAGAACCCAGUAAAGAUGUGAGGAAAAAUUGAACCCUUAGUGUAAUAGCUAUUAUGGUAUACUUUCAAUACUAAGUACCACCAGUGUCUUUUUAGGUUGAUAAGAUUAUGUAUGUUUAUGGACAUGUGUGUGAAUGUGGAUCUACAUGUAUGCAUAUGUAAAUAUAUUUAUAUGCAUGUACACAAAUGGAGAUGUCAUAAAGGCAGCUCAUACCAACUUAAAAGUGCUAAUAAUUGUUAAAACUUCAAGAAUUGUGUGAAUCAAUUGCUUAAAGUUACACGAAGUUGCAGUUAAAUUAUAUUGACAGCAAAGGAAAUAAACAGCCCUCGUCAUUCCUGAUAAUUUGAUAUCUUUCCCUGUUAACCUUUGCUGCAUGACAUUGGCCUCCGUGCGGAGAGUGUUGCAGAGUGAGGCUACUGCUGCUGUCUCUCCAGACUCCACCAUAUCCAUCCCUACUCUCAUGUUGGUAGCUUGGCCUUCAAAACUGACAAAGCAUGUGUCAGGGUAUGGAUUUCCUCAGAGAAGCUGUGUGCAUGUGAGCUAUAUGGCAGACUUAAAGUAUAAAUCACCCAUCCUUCUUUCUAGUUCCUAAAAAAUAAAUAAAUAAAUAAAUAAAUAAAUAAAUAGAAAUGGCUAUAGCCAUCAUUACCAAACUGCCUCUAUAGUAAAGAAGCCGAAAGAUGGUUUAUUGAGCCUUUUAAUUACCUCAGAAUUGUCUAGUUCUAAAUACUAGCAUUCUCUUGUUAGUUUGGCCAGUAUAUGUUUCGAAUGGCAUUGUUUAACACACACACAAAACAUUGUCACAUACUUUUCACUAUUUUUGACCAUGAGUAGGUGUGAUCAUUAUUACCAAACUACCCAUUUGGUGAAAAAGAAUAAAGCAGUAUAUUUCUGAGGGUUUUUCUUAGCUACCUCUGUGUCAACCAUAUAAAUGCUGUUAGUAAAAAUGGCAUGUAUUUACAUGACUUAACAUGAGUUGUAAAUGGUAAUGCUGCGCUCUAAAAAUGAAAUAUGGUAGUGUAUAAUAAAAUGCUCAUUUUUUAACCCUUGGUAUUUCAUUGUGUAUCUGUUUAGGCAUGGUUACAUGUAACCAUACUUCUGUGUAAUUCAGUAAUAUAUAUCUGUAUAUAGAACUAUAGACUCCUUCGUAGUGGCUCCACCUCCUUUGUGCUAUUUCCAAUACCUCCUAGAAACACACUGAUCAGUAGUUUUAAGAGAUGCUCUGGUCACUUCUUUGCUGAGCUGAGUUUUGUCUCUUUUUCCUCCGCCCAAAGAUGUUUUGGGAAAUAAGUUGAGAUUAGUCAAAGCUAGUCAUGGCAGCUCCAUUCUGACAAGUUUUUGAAGUUAGGGAAUGCUGUGUAAUACUGGAAUAGAUCUCAGUGAUGAAAUUGUCCUAACAUGAGAUGACAUUAAGAGACACGAAAAGAUAUUAUACCUGCUGGAUGCGUUUACUUAGACCGUAUAUGAUAUUGGCAUAUAGUCUGUGGUCUGGAAGGGCAGUGACCCAACGAUGGCAAUGCACACAGUGCAAAAAGCUGACCCAGGUAUGACGUCACUGAGCUGUUUAGUCCUCUACACCACUUCUUUCUGGGACUUUGUAUUAUUUUCAACAAUACCUGUUACUUGUUUAUUAUUAGGACUGUCUGACACAUAGAGUUGAAGCCAUUCCAGUUAAUAACAGAGAUCACUUUUUCAAGUGCUAACAUUUUAUAUAGUGGUUUGUGGGGGGAAAGUCCUUUUAACAGUUUGCUGCAUGGAUGGAUGGAUGCUUUGUAAAGCCACAGUUCUUUCUGGGGGAAAAUAGAAUGCCGCAAAUAAAGAGACAUUACUGGUAGACUAACUCUAGUAAUGUUGUCCAGGAGCAAGGGAUGUUGAAACACACAGAAACUAGUGCAUACAGGUUGCCAUUUUCCUUCUGACAAGGAUGUAAACUGGAUUAGCAUAUUCCAGUUCAAGCUAAUGUCGUUGAGGAGAUACUGUCACUACCAAAAUUAUAGCCCAAAUUGCUAGUACCUUAUUUUGAAGAACCCAACUAGAUGCAACUGCAUGUGAGCCCAGAGAAGGUGGAGAGAUAGUCCAGGUUCCAAAAAUACAGAAUAAGCAGUGUAGUGGUUUUCAUUUCUGUAAAC
This is a messenger RNA of Chionomys nivalis (European snow vole), 4662 nucleotides long. It is a transcript of the gene Znf248, whose product is annotated as zinc finger protein 248. The transcript has 6 exons. The coding region runs from base 387 to 2117 and encodes 576 amino acids. The record is from RefSeq and is a predicted model, not a curated record. NCBI's taxonomy places the organism in Eukaryota, Metazoa, Chordata, Mammalia, Rodentia, Cricetidae. Gene Ontology annotation, biological process: negative regulation of transcription by RNA polymerase II. Gene Ontology annotation, molecular function: DNA-binding transcription repressor activity, RNA polymerase II-specific; RNA polymerase II cis-regulatory region sequence-specific DNA binding.